UCUUCCCUUCCAUGCCAAGGAAGACUAUCAAAAGCGAACACUUCCAACUUCCAAGCCUCUCAUAAAUCACACAUCUUCGAAGACAUGAGAACCAAGAGUAUGACAGCUGCCACGAAGGAGCACGAGCUACCUCCCCAAGCAAAUCAAAUCUCAUCCGAUUUCGACAAUAAUAUAUUCAUAGACCAGAAGGGAUGCAAGAAUCAGUUGCAACGAGUGUAGAAGAACAGUUUGUUGGGGAAGAAGGAGAAUAUUAAUUGGAUAUUUUCACUGUUUUUUUCGUAUCCGAAAAUGGGAUUUGCUCCCCAUAGCAUAGGGAAGUACAAGCUUGGCCGGACAAUCGGAGAAGGUACUUUCGCCAAGGUUAAGCUUGCCGUCGACGGCACCAGUUGCAAGCAUGUCGCGGUCAAGAUCAUUGAUAAGCACAUGGUCUUGGAAGCCAAUCUUAAGUCUCAGGUACAAAGCGAAAUAAGAACAAUGAAGCUUCUUCAUCACCCGAACAUCGUCCGAAUACAUGAGGUUCUCGGCACAAAGACCAAAAUUUACAUUGUAAUGGAAUAUGUAUCGGGGGGACAACUCACAGACAAGAUGUCUUAUGUCAAGAAGUUAGAGGAGUGGGAGGCAAGAAAGCUUUUCCAGCAAUUGAUUGAUGCGGUGGACUAUUGCCAUAACAAAGGAGUAUAUCACAGAGAUCUAAAGCCAGAGAACUUGCUUCUGGAUCAAAAGGGAAAUCUGAAAGUAUCAGAUUUUGGGCUAAGUGCAUUGCGGAAGCCUGGCGACACGCUAACCACAGCUUGCGGCUCUCCGAGCUAUGUAGCACCUGAGCUGCUUGUGAAUAAGGGUUACGAUGGAGCGGCUGCCGAUGUUUGGUCUUGUGGCGUAAUCCUGUUUGAAGUGCUUGCCGGUCAUCUACCAUUUGAUGACAGUAAUCUGAUGAACUUAUAUAAGAAGAUAUCCAGAGCAGAAUACACUUUUCCAGAAUGGUUUACUGAAGGCCAAAAGAAACUGCUCUCCAGGAUACUUGAUCCCAACCCUCAAAGGCGUGUGACCAUACCGGAUAUCGUCGAAGAUGAAUGGUUUCAAAAGGAUUAUGUGCCUUCUUGUGGAUAUGAAUGCAAAGAGAAAAUCCACAUGGAUGAUGUUAACGCCGCUUUCGAUUCGACUGAGGAGAUUGCCACAGAGGCAAAGAUUCCCAAAUCGCCAAGUUUCAUAAAUGCUUUUCAGUUGAUAGCCAUGUCACAUGAUCUCGAUUUAUCAGGUCUCUUCGAAGAGCAGGAUGAAAAUAAGCAGAAAACAAUGUUUGGAUCCAAGCAUACAAUUAACGAAACCAUAAAGAAAAUCGAAGCAGCGGCGACAGAUGUGAGUCUGUCGGUAGAAAGAAUGAAAAAUUAUAAGAUAAAGAUGCAUCCAAAACAGAAGAUGACUAGAUGUUCUAGAUCAUGCAUUGACAUCUCAGCAGAGGUGAUUGAGGUUGCUCCCACUAAUUGUGUAGUAAAAAUAUCAAAUUCUGUAGGGGAGCUACAUGUGUACGAAGAGUUCUGCAAAAGUUUAUCAAGUCUGCUGACAGAAGAACAAGCAGGGGUUUCAUCACAAAUGGAAAAGGCAGAGGAAGUCAGGGUUAAUAGCAAAACAAUCCAAGAUAGUGGAUGCUCUGAAGACACAAAUCACAAAGACAGGAAAGAUCCCCGCGGCUAUUCAUCCUGUUAAUGGUUAGCUUGUCUCUGGCUCCAACAUUCUUCAACCCAGCUUCCUUUUGGAUUCUAAAAUAAAGACGUAAAGCACUUCAUAUACAACAAACGCCUACGAAUGUACAGGUUUCAAAGGAGAUACUGCAAAUGGUUAAGGCUUGAGUUAUCAAGUUGAAAGCUAAAACUAUGAGUUUUCACAGAGCUGUUUGCUUCUUCCAAAUUGUUAGCUGUUUGUUCCCUUUCUUAUCUUAUUCAAAGAUGUAUACUACAAUGCGAAAUGUGAAAUGUCAGUUUUCAUUGUAUCUUAAA
Alnus glutinosa is the source of this 1994-nucleotide messenger RNA. Its product is annotated as CBL-interacting serine/threonine-protein kinase 21. Gene Ontology annotation, molecular function: ATP binding; protein kinase activity. Gene Ontology annotation, biological process: signal transduction; protein phosphorylation. NCBI's taxonomy places the organism in Eukaryota, Viridiplantae, Streptophyta, Magnoliopsida, Fagales, Betulaceae. The record is from RefSeq and is a predicted model, not a curated record. Bases 289 to 1704 code for a protein of 471 amino acids. The transcript has 15 exons.